Saccoglossus kowalevskii is the source of this 660-nucleotide messenger RNA. RefSeq lists its product as uncharacterized. The record is from RefSeq and is a predicted model, not a curated record. Lineage: Eukaryota; Metazoa; Hemichordata; Enteropneusta; Harrimaniidae.
AUGCAGUGGAAUGUCGAAAACGAUGAGCUCGGAUUCCAGGAUGGCAUUAAAGAAAGUUCUUCAACUAGAAGAGGCGUGCUGAGAAUGGUGAGUUCAGUCCAUGAUCCGUUAGGUCUAGCAGCUCCUGCAGUAUUGCCAGCAAAGAUAAUACUUCAGAAUUUGUCUAGAGAUAAAUUGGAUUGGGAGGAAGAGAUUUCCAACAAGCAAUAUGCCAGUGAGUCUGGUUAUGGGACAGUUACUUAUAUUAGAAUGGUCAACCAGAAGAAUGAAGUUAAUUGUGCCCUGCUGAGUGGUAAGGCAAGAGUAUUACCACUGAAGACAAUUACUAUACCGCAUAUGGAGUUAACUGCUGCCACAGUGUCUAUAUGUAUAAACAGACUUCUGAAGAGAGAAUUGGAUUUACCAAUUACCGAAUCCUAUUAUUGGACAGACAGCCAAACUGUAUUAAGAUAUAUCAACAAUAAGACCGCCAGAUUUCACGCAUUUGUGGCAAAUCGAAUAUCUGUCAUUCAUAAAGGUUCUGAACCAAGACAGUGGUCAUAUGUUAGUACCAACGACAAUCCUGCAGAUAAGUGCUCAAGAGGGCAGCCAAUUGAAGAACAAGCGAUGGCUCAGAGGCCUAGAGUUCUUACGGAAAACAAAGCAGGAAUGGCCAAAUAA